UCUGUGUCAGGGUAACAGGACAGCUAAAGAAUGAUUCACAGGUACCAGCCCCAGAAACACCGCCCCGAGGCAGCCACCACCCUGAAAGGAAGAGCAGCCAAUCACCGAUACUCAUGAGCAUGACAGAACUCUGUAUUACUGGAGCUGUUAAUAGCACUGAAACACCUGAAAGACAUCUGUGUAAACGAGGACGUAAAUGGAAGACUGGGCUGGAAUCCAGAGCAGCAGCAUCAUGGAGAGGAUCCUGCUGUGUGUCUGCUGCUUCUCAGGCUGGCUCGUCUCCACAUGCUGUCCCCGUCAGUACCACUAUGUUGCUGAUGCAAAGACUUGGACUGAAGCUCAGAGCUACUGCCAACAGAUUCAAACAGACCUGGCCUCCAUCGAGAACACUGAAGAAAUGAAGCAGCUGAACAGCACAGUUUCAUCUGCCGCUCACAGCUCUGAGCUCUGGAUCGGUCUGUACAGUCAGAUCAGGUGGAGGUGGUCAGAUGGGCUCACAGGGAGUGGAGCUGACUACAGGAACUGGGACACUUCUGAAUAUGAACCAGAUUUUUACUCUGGGGUUCAGUUCUGUGUGUCCUCUUUAGAAGGAAAAUGGUGGGAUUUUCAGUGCAGCGAGAAGCUCCAGUUUAUUUGCUACAGAGGAUCUCAGAUGAACCCUGAGUUUGAUUUGGUGGAUAAAGAAAUGAGUUGGUCCGAUGCUCGAAGGUACUGCAGGAGAACUUCUUGGACCUGGCCACUGUCAAGAACCCCGGAGAGAACCAACAAGUCCAUGAAAAGGCUCAGAUUGACCUCGGCUGAACUCAACUAUUUCCCUGAGGGUAUGGAUACAGUAAAGAGGCAGGUAGUGAAGCUCACAGUACAUGUGGAGGACCCUCCUGUGGAUCUGAAUGACUCUGCUGUGAAAGCAGAACUGCUGACAAGGGUGAAGGAGCAGCUGAAGAAGAAAGGAGUGGGUGGAGUCAGUGUGAGGUGGAGAGUGCAGCCGUAUGGGAAGCUCUUGGCUGGAGAUGGAAGAAGAAAGAAGACUCUGAGAGAAAAAGAAAAAUGUUUCAAAAGCUUUUCUGCUUGA
Messenger RNA from Oreochromis aureus, 1072 nucleotides. RefSeq lists its product as uncharacterized. Bases 197 to 1072 code for a protein of 291 amino acids. Lineage: Eukaryota; Metazoa; Chordata; Actinopteri; Cichliformes; Cichlidae. The record is from RefSeq and is a predicted model, not a curated record. The transcript has 8 exons.